CUUCUUCCUACUAUAUAUAUGUAGCUUCACAUUAGCUUUCCAAUAAGUAUUAACUUACAAAAAACAUCUAUCCUACACAAACAAUCAUUCAAAAUGUAUCAUUAUAAAACCAAAAUUGCCAUCUUACACGUGCUCUUCUUCAUGCUUGCUACAACAUGUCUAGCUCGCUAUAACAGCUUCGGCGAAAGCCGAGAUCGGAGAAUGGAGGGGACGGCGACGACAACAACACCGGGCACAGUUUCAUCACCCUUAGCAGAAGUUAACAACCAUGGCAAUGAGGAUACACCAACGGGCGCCACGGGCUCAGCCCACGGCCCAAAUUGGGAUUAUGGAUGGGGUUGGGGGGCCGGGCCUAGAAGCGGGUGGGGAUAUGGGUAUGGUUCAAGCCAUUCGCCUACCAGUUUCGGACGGGGUUACGGGUUUGGGUAUGGGUCCGGGUCUGGGUCGGGCUCUGGGUCAGGGUACGGGUAUGGGUCUGGAAGCAGUGGUGGUGUCGGCGGGUACGGGUAUGGAGCUGAGGGUGCUCAUGGAGGGAGUGGUGGAGGAGGUAGCUUUGUGACUCCCCCUAAUCAUGGUUAACUAUUCAUAAAUUGCUGGAUUUUAGCUGGUAUUAUAUGGAUAAUAGUAUAAUACUUGGUUUAAGUUUUAACUAAUUUAAGAGCAUGUUUUUACCUUUUAAUAGUACUAGUAUGCAUGUGCAGUAGUGUUGGGGGCGUGUGAGAUCAGUGGAUGUUUUAUACAGUUUAUGUGUAUGUACUAAGUGGAGAUCAUUUGUGGUAAAAUAGAAGUAGAAUAUGUAACGCCAUAUAUAUAUUGUAACUAGUUUUUGGCCUAGAAAAUGUCCUGUGCCAUUGUAAUAAUGAGAGAUUUUACAUUUGAGACUAGUUACAUGUAUCAUGAUUAGAUAAUAACUUAAAACUUAGGCCCUGUUUUCAUUA
Messenger RNA from Chenopodium quinoa (quinoa), 938 nucleotides. RefSeq names its product keratin-associated protein 21-1-like. The coding region runs from base 94 to 579 and encodes 161 amino acids. The transcript has a single exon. The record is from RefSeq and is a predicted model, not a curated record. NCBI's taxonomy places the organism in Eukaryota, Viridiplantae, Streptophyta, Magnoliopsida, Caryophyllales, Amaranthaceae.